Procambarus clarkii (red swamp crayfish) is the source of this 6561-nucleotide messenger RNA. RefSeq names its product nuclear exosome regulator NRDE2. Gene Ontology annotation, cellular component: catalytic step 2 spliceosome. Lineage: Eukaryota; Metazoa; Arthropoda; Malacostraca; Decapoda; Cambaridae. Gene Ontology annotation, biological process: negative regulation of RNA catabolic process; regulatory ncRNA-mediated heterochromatin formation. The record is from RefSeq and is a predicted model, not a curated record.
AUUAUGUGCCUCUGUAAUCCUUUACACCACCGCCCACGGGAUAGGUAUGGGGUGCAUAAUAAAGAAAGAAAUUGAAUUGAUGACCACCAAGCACCUUUACGUGUAAUUUUGUCACCCCCUGCAGGUGUAGAUGUGAGGAUGGAGGUGAAUGAAGAGAGUUUACACUUCUACUGCCCACCCACCCUCGACUAAUACGGCACUUCACCUCAUCUUACAUGGAAGCCAACCAGAAGCUUCGUCAGCAUCAUUGUCUUGGCUGACCAAUGAGAGCUGUCCUCCAGAAGCUGGUCAGCAGAUAGCGCCAACACAGCCCCAGAGUGAUGUGUCAGAAGAAGCAGAAAACUCCAAAGAAAGUGGUGAAGCUUCAGAGUCUCCACCACCAGAAGAAGCCAAACCACCACCUCCAAAAAAGAAGAAAAAGAAAAAAAGGAAGAAACACAAAUCUCACAAAAAUGACUCCAAUGUUGAAGAAUCUAGUGAUGAGGUAAACAGGCCGAGAAAGAAACACAAAGACAAAAAACUUCGAAAUACCGUUACCAAUAAACGUUCAUCUGAGUCUCGAACAAGGUCUACUUCUCCACAGCGAACCAUAGAUAAAAGAGCAAGAUUGAGGUCACAUUCCAGAUCAGGAUCACGGGCAGGAUAUAUAGAGCCCAGAAAAAUGAAUUCUCGAAAUAGAUCAAAAUCACGAACUAAAAGAUCAAAGUCAAGAUCCAAAAGGUCCAGGUCAUGGUCAAGAAAGAGAAGGUCUAUAUCAGGGCCAAGAAGCAGAAGGUCUGAUUCGUGGUCAAGAAAUAGAAGGUCCGUAUCAGGCCCAAGAAGCAGAAGAUCCCGGUCAUGGUCGAGAAAUAGAAGGCCGAAGUCAAGGUCAAGAAGCAGAAGAUCCAGGUCAUGGUCGAGAAAUAGAAGGUCUAAGUCAGGGUCAAGAAGCAAAAGAUCCAGGUCAUGGUCAAGAAAUAGAAAGUCCAAAUCAAGGUCAAGAAGCAGAAGGUCCAAGUCUCGGUCAAGAAGCAGAAGGUCCAAGUCAAGGUCAAGAAGCAGAAGAUCAAGAUUGAGAAGGUCUAGAUCAGGAUCGAGAAAAUCUAGUUCCAGGUCAAGAUCAAGAAUAAAAAGAUUUAGUCCAAGGUCAAAAUUGAGAAGAUCCAGGUCAGGCUCAAAGAAAAGAAGAGGCAAUAGACUGCCACAGUCACGUUUUAGAAAAAGUAGAUCAAGAUCUUAUUCACCAUAUGUAUCAAAGAGACGAUGGAAAUCGAAGUCACGAUCACGGUCGAGAGAACACGUAAGACGUAAGAAUAAGGAUAAGAAACCCAAAGAAAGUGAAGAGAAUUACUUUCAGUCAGAAAAGAUAGUAUCAAAUAGCAAGAGCAUCUUCCUUGAGGGUCUUCGUGGAUUGGUAAAACCUGAAGAAGCCUUCUUUAUCAGCCAAGAUGGUGACAGAAACAAUACUUUAUUUCCAACGACGCAUUACUCUCAGUUGGCAAGUUACAAGCUCAGGAUCAAAGGAGCUCUUGGAAGUAGUUCUUCAAAGAAAGAAACUGUCAAGUCUAAAAACAAGACACUUAGAUACUUCAAGAGAAUUGCUCUGAGAAUGCUGUACUCUGAUGCAGAAAACAUUAUACUGCUGCCCAAGGAGAGCACUGAAGCCAAAGAAAAGGAACAUGGUUAUAUUCCAUUAGGACUAACAUAUGCAGAGGAAGCCAAGCUGAAGAAUGCUGGCCAGCAGUCAGAAGUUAAUCCAUUGGGAAUAUAUGAUAGUGCAACCGAGCAUUAUUUAUUGGGGAUAGGAACAGGCAAACAAGAGGAAAGUCAGAGCAGCCACAAAAUUGAAUAUGAGUACUGGCACAAGAAGGCUAAGUUAUACAAUGAGAGGCUUGGUAAAGAACCAAGUAAUAUUCCUUUGUGGUUAGAAUUUGUUAGAUUUCAAGAUGAUGCAUAUAUUUAUCUAUUUCAGGGUACAGAUUCCAAUAAUAAAGAUAGCAAAAAGAAGCACAAGAGAAAUCUGAAAGCUUUAGCCGAGAGAAAGAUUUCUAUAUUAGAUAGUGCCAUAAAGAAGAACUUUAGGUCUGUAGAGUUGCAAUUUCAGCGUCUAGAAAUUGGAAAAGACAUUUGGGACGACAAAAAACUCAAACAGGAAUGGGGUACACUGAUUUUCAACUUCCCCAAUAAAAUAAAAGUAUGGCAUCAAUAUCUAAUAUUUAUGAAGACUCACUUCACCUCCUUUAAUUUGUCAGCAGUUGUUCAAACAUUUGCCAAGUGCACUGAAAGAUUACAGCAAAUGCACAGUGGUGUGUUCCUGACUCAUUCGCCGCCACCUGAUCUUGGCAAGUGCUUAGUAGACAUAGCCGUUCAACUUGCACAUGUUUGGCGACAAGGUGGUUACAUGGAAAGAUCAAUUGCUCUGUGCCAGGCCCUUGUUGAGUUAAAUCUUUAUAGCCCAAAGUAUUUGUGUACCAAAGACACUCCAGUCGAAGCAAAAAUUGCAGUUUUUGAGGCUUUCUGGGAUUCACGAGCACCAAGAUUUGGUGAAGAGAAAGCUAUUGGAUGGGGUCAGGUCAUGGAAAGGAAGCAGAAAGUGGAAUUUCCAGAAGUUAUAUUAAGUGGAACACAAGACGAAGAAGAUGACAUCAUAGCCCAAGGAGGGACAACGUCACGGUUGUGGUUAGCCCUCGAGACAUCACGAGAAAGACAUCAUUGGAUGCCUUGGGAGCAGGAUCCAGAGGACUGUGAAGACCCAGAGAGGAUGGUUCCUUUUGAAGAACUCUCACCACAUCUCUUUAUUUUGGACACUGUUGAGGAGCGUUUUUAUCUUAUUCUUCAGUUUCUUAAAUUUUUUGGUGUACCUGAUACUAAAAGUGUCCUGUUACAUAGGUCAACAGUAAACAAAGGUCAAAAGAUUAAUAAGAAUGAAAGAAAAAGUGCAAGCAGUAGUGAUAAUGCUUUUGAGCCACAAAUUAUUGAAACUUUGUAUGAUAUAGAUUUGUUUGGCCUGCAUUUUCAGUUCAGAAAAGCAGAUAAAAAUUGUGAGAUUCUGAAUUUUGAUACUGUUGGGCCAUCUUUAUUAAACACUUCGUGUGAGAAGUAUUACGAAUUUUUGUGCCGGCUGCUUCAGCAGGCAUCGGAUGUAUUUGAACAAUCGUAUAGAAAUAAAUUAACGGUUUUGUACAUAAAGUUCUUGAGUGAACAAUAUUUAAUUAAAAAGAAAAAUAAUUAUGAUAAAGCAAUGCUUAAAAAUUUUGGUAGAGAAUUAAAGAAGCAUAUAAAAAAUACUUUAAAAUUGGAGGAAUUUAGAAUGUACCUACCGGUGUACCAAGAAUAUGGCAAAGUAGAAGAAAAUAUGGGACAUUUUGAUGAAGCUGAGAAUGUGUAUGCAACAGCUUUGACCAUUGGAACGGUCACAGGAAAUGCACUGGAUGUUGCUAAUUUAGAUUUAUCUGCUGUUAUGGACCUUUAUAGUUCCUAUAUUCAUCUUGAAAUGGAUAGAGAGGCAAAACUGUGCAAUGGUAAGCACAGUAAUAAUGUUAUGUAUUCACUCUGUUCAAUUGUCAUUGAUGGGAAAUUUUCUGUUGCCAAUGGAUCUCCUGCACCAGGAGGAAAUGUCCUCAAAACUAAAAAAAAGCUAAAUGAACUACUAGAUUUGUAUAGUAAUUCAAUUACAUUUAAUUCUGACAAUAGUGCUACAAAAGACAAUGAAAAAUUACUGGCAGGCAAACUAGUGAUGUUCCUUGCCAUUUUGGAGUUACUCACUGUUGGCUUUCAAUCUGCUUGUUUAAUUUUUGAAGACAUCUUUGACAAAAUCAAUGGCAUUUGUAAAGGUCCAGUUCCUCAUAAGUUGGAGGAUAUUUUGUUGCCUUCAGAAUGUGUUGUCAAGACUCCAGACUUACAAGAGAAAAGCAAAAACAAUGUAGCUGAUAAAUUAACAAUUUUGGAGAGUUUAUAUGAAGACUAUGUGUGGUUAAUUGAAGUAUCAUCUCAGCUGGAGCAUCUUGUAAGUGACAGCAGAAUGUCACCAGUGUCCCUGAGGAAAGUUCUCACAGCAGCUGUCAAAGUGGCUCCAGAAAACCAAAGAUUUCUCCUACUCCUUGCUCAGAACCAAAGUUGGCGUGAUCUUCUUGGGGGCUUGGAGAUGCACUCUCAGAGAAGUUCGUCUAUUGUGGUGUUGGUGUCUCAGAUCUUGCCACACAUCCAGAGAACCAUCACACUCAUUGCUAACACAGAUGAAGGUUCUCUGAGCUGUGGUCACCGCUUGGAGAGUGUGCUGGAAAAAGGAAUAAGUCAACCUCCUGGUAACCACUGUCCUCUUCUCUGGAGAUUGUACUUGGCUCUAGUUGCUGCUACACGACCGAAGAAACUAAAAGACUUAAUAUACAGGGCACUCUCUCACUGCCCUGGUAUCAAGAGCGUAUACUUGGACUGUGUGCGUCUUAUGCCAGAGAUGCUGAGGGAGAUAGCUAAUCUGCUGGGAGAAAAGGGAAUGAGGGUGAGAUUGCCUCUAGAGGAGUUGAAAGUCCUCACUGAAGCAGAAUUAGACCUUGAAGGUGAAACGGAAGUGAAUGCAUUAUCCAGUGAUGAGGAAGAAGAUCAUGAGGCCAAAGAUUAACAGCAUCAUUAAGACUCUUUCCAGAUAAUUUAGUUGUGUAAUUCUAAAUAUGAAUAUGGGAUGAAUGAAAUAAUGUCAGUGUUGCAUCCUUUGUGUAUUGCACCUUGUUUCCUUCAGUGUUGGCUAUUCCUAACAGCUUUCCCAAAACAUUGCCACUUUUACUGUCUUGCCAUUCUUUCACCCUCUACUAUUUUCUUCCAAAAUUCUCUAAUUUUUUCCAUGUCAAGCCUUCACUAUUAUUCCAAUUCUUAUUGGCCCUCAUUUAUUUUGCACUACAAUUUAUUCUCACCCUCAUGUUUAACUCAAACUUUUUUCUUUUUGGGUUCACAUACCAAAAACUAAAACAUGACACAUUUGAUUUUCACACACCAAAACACUUAAUUUUGUAUCAUACAGAGUUGAUACAACAUUUUAACAGAAUUACCAUGUCCUUGAAAACUGUAAAACUAUUUUCACAUCAGGGAGAAAUAAUAUAUGUGCCUUUAGGAAUACAUGCAAUUAUUAUUUUCCUGGCAAUAUAAAAACCAAUGUUUGUUGACAACCCAUCUACAGCACAUAUAUCUAUUUUUUCUAGUACAUCUUCAGUAAUAAUUUUGCUCCAAAUGAAAAUUUAAUUAUUUUAAUAUUUUGUGUGCUAUUAAAAACAUCAUGAUUAGGAUACAAGAAAUAUUUUUUUUAUUUUGUCAAAGGCAUGAAUAAGUUUAUAGACAAUAACUAUGCUCCUAUAAAAUAAAAGUACAAGGUAUUGUAACAUUUUAUAUAUAUGCUAUUAAAAUGUAAUGGUUUCUAGGAUACAAGAAAAUUGUAUUGAAUAUCCAAAGAAUGAAUUAACUUUACAGAAAACAACAAAAUAUAAAAAUUGCUACAAGAUGUACCAGUGUACUGUCUGGUUAAGUGUUAAACAAGCAGUCAUCCAAAAAUGACAGUCCUGUAGCCACUAUGCAAGUACAAUGCAUGGACUAUUGCACCCAAAUACAGUAUUUUUUUGUAUUAUUAAUUUUGCAGAGAGCCUACAAAAGAAGGCAACCUAAUAUUACCUAGGCCUAGUAUAGUACUAUAUAAGACCUAGAACACAUUAGGUAUAUGAUUAAUGUUUUUUGUUAUGCCCUUCAGAAUUCAAAUGCAAAAUGUGAACUUUUUGGGUACAUCAUCAUAUUUUGUACAUUGAACAUAUAGGUGUGCAAUUGAUGGAAUCAAUUUUAAAGGAUGAGUUUUGAAACAAUGACAGUACAGAGAUUAAAAAUAGUGUUAUUGCAUUUGGAACUGACAAAGCACCAAGAAUAAAUAAUAUGGAAGAACGGGUAACUUGUGUAUCAAAGGAGAUCAACUCUAGCUGCUCUACUGGACAUGUUAAGAUAUAAUUAUAAAUACUGUAUAUAGGGUUUUACAAAAUUGCAAACAUAUGCCACAAUUAGAAGACAUUGAUUUUAUAACCCAGUUUUCUUAAGAGCAAAGACUUUAAUUCAGAAUUUCUAUACAGAACAUUAAAUUAUUUAAGAAUUUGCAAACAUUGCCUGUUUAACAUUUAUAGAGGAUAAAGCUGGGUAAAGGGUAGAAGGAAUUUUUAUGCUAAUAGCAGCAUGGUAAGUAUAAGUAUUCUUGGUGCAAGCAAGGCCUAGUACCAUGCACCAUAUCUACCUGCAGGUCUUUGGCAAGUAUUGCCUACCUACCACCUGUUGCAGUGCAUCAAAUCACAAAUGUAAUACUGUAGUGUGUGCAAGAAAAUAAAAUGAAAAGCAUAGGAAUCAGAAAUACAUUCACACCAUUUCACUAGCUAUCAUACUCCAAAACUUUUUAAAACAGCAAAUCAGCAAUAACCAUGUAUAUAUUAGCAUGUAAAAUGCGUGGUAUGUGCAAUUGUAAGAUUUAUUUAUUCAUAUCAAUAUGAGCCUAAAACAUGUUCAUAUAGCAAUAUGCAUACAUCUGUAUGUACAUUUUACAUUAUAUGUUAUAUUGGAAUGUCA